UCGCCGUAACUGCGGUCCAUCGUGCACGUCGGAGAGGACCGCGCGCGUGCGAUUACACGUAACCUGCAUUGAGACGACGACGAAACGCAUUGUGCGUGCCGUGCAUCCGCGAAUUAUCCUAAAACGAUUCGUGUCGCGAAAUCAUCAACGAAAGCUAGAUUACGAUUCGAUCGAUCGCGGCGGGACCGGAUUACUUUGCCGACUAUCUAUCUCGCUCUUAUCUCUUCUUUUCAGCGGCCGGGGAUUGUUUUAUACCUCGGAAACCUGGGAGAACGAGCAGAGAUUCGACAUACGCGAGUUUGGCGGUGGAAUUACGACGGCCCUGAUGAAAUUUCGCGGUCGUGAACGCGAGUCAACGGCCUUAUCAUCGGCCACGUUCGGCCGCGUCGAAUCUCACCGUCACUUCCGAUCGCGCCAAUCUUUCGAAGAAGAGCAGAAAGCAUCUCUCGAAAUAUCCCCGAGUGACUUGUAGAAGAGAGGAAAGUGUGAAAAUCAAAACCCCCGCAUCGAAAGAGCGGAAGCUGCAGAGUAAAAGAAGUUACAAGCGGUGUGAAGUUACUCGAAUCUCAAUCGCCGAAGGGAGGAAGAAGAGGGAGAAAGAAGAAAGCGAAGUAAGCUGCAAUUCUGGAGCAAAUUCAAGGUACACAAUUGCGAGGGGGCAAGGAAUCUCGGAAUCCGAUCGCGCGCGGUGCAAAUCAGUGAACGGCCGCGCGUCUCGUGCUGCAGCGCGCAAGAAAGUGGGAGGAAGAAAGAGAGAGAAGAGAGAGAAGAAGGUGGGAGACGGGAGAAAGAGGGCGCCAGCCACGGAUACCGCGCGCCCGCGAGACUGACUGGACUGGACGUCGCGGAGUGUCGUGUCGCGUUGUGGGCGAAUUCCGCUGUCGUGCGCCGCCGGCUCGCUCUAGUCGCCGCGAGUGUGUCAGUGAGUUCGUAGACGCGAAACUAACCUAAUCCCGCGCCGCAUCAUUCGUGUCGUGUAUCAGUGUGUGCGUGCGUGCGUGCGUGCGUGCGUUCGUUUCGUUACGUUACGUUUGAUUCGCGAAUUCCUCGUCCUACGCGUAUAUCGGUUUCGUCAUCGCGGCGACCGAUCGAUCGGUCCAAUUUCGACGGUCUCUCUUCCCGUGGGCGGACUCGACUCGAAUUUUUGUUUUCGUCGUUAUAGAAGAGUGAAGAAAUCGGAAGAGCCGAAGAAGAUCGGCUGCGCUUUUUCGUGUCACGCCCGUCGAACUGUCACGUGACACGCUCGCGCGCGCGCGCGCGCGUGCAAACUUUGUUCAAUUGUGAUUCUUCUCAGCGGAGGACACAAUAACAUUGCGUUUAGUGGACGUUCAAGUGCGACGAGGUACUCGAGGAGAGCAGCGGUCGUUCUAUGCGGCAAGAUGAUGGAGACACAGAAUUACUGGGAGGAGAGCUCCGCGCAUUCGAUGCAGGUGAAAUACGAGAGUCUGGAUGGUAGCUCCUGCAAGGACGAGAUAUACAGCAUGGGCAUAGGAGCUGGAUAUUGCGAGGGCAACCUGAACUUCGCCACGGCCUCGGAGGAUGACGAGGUUUAUACUAAGAAGAAGGUCUCCAGGCAAGAUCCGAUGUCACAUAGGAUCAUCGAAAAGCGUAGAAGAGAUCGCAUGAACAAUUGUCUGGCCGAUCUCAGUAGACUCAUACCAGCAGAAUAUUUGAAGAAGGGUCGAGGCAGAGUCGAGAAGACGGAGAUCAUCGAGAUGGCGAUCCGCCACAUGAAGCAUCUUCAAGGCCUUCGGCAAGACACCAAGCACUCGUCCGUGACACCGGUGCACACGCAUCCCGAGGAUAGCGUGGACAGCGUGUCCCAUUCGACCGCUGCGUCCACCGCGACGGAGCAUUACAGGCUGGGAUUUCAGGAGUGUCUGAACGAGACGAUGCACUUCCUCGAGGAGGUCGAGGGCUUCUUCGCGAGAGACACUCUCUGCGUACAGCUCUACAACCACUUGCAGCAGCACUGCGACAAGUUCUUAGCCAGUGAUCGAGUAGGCUUCCCGCAUCCCGAGCUGCCGGCGACGAAUGGCGCGAUGAACGGCGCUAGCUACGCUCAUGCGAGCCUCGCGAUGAUGUGCCAGCCCAAUGGCGGUCACUCGGACCACGGUUCUAGCUCGGGCAUGAGCUCGUUCGGCGACCCGGAGCGUCCGCUGCUGCGAUCAGUGAUCGUGCCCCCGCCAACGAUCGUGAGCGACGACAGUAACCACAGCACCCAUUCGCACAGCACGCCGCCCGGGACCGGCGCCGUCACCUGUCGGCCGACGAAUUACAAAUUCAAGAGCUCGAUUAAACAGAGGUUCUCGGCCGAGAGGGUCAAGACGUGCUCGUCGCCGGUGUCGAACAGCGUAGGUCUGGACAAACCGCCGUCCUCGUCGUCGCACGGGGUGCCGAUCUUCGCGCUGCACGACGCCGGUUCCUUCUACGUACCGUUGACAGUCGAGGCGUCCUUGAUCAGGCCCUACCUGAGCUUCAUCCCGGACACCGGGCCCGACAUCGUUCUUCAUCCGGUUACGAUAUCGGUUAAUUUUAAUCACUUGUCACCGCCAGCAUGGUCGCAACACCACAGCCCCGUUCAUCAGCAUCAGACAUAAGAGAGAAGCAUAAUAUUAAAUAAAACGGUUUGUCAUUUGAUUGUUCGUAUCUAUCGUAGACGAGAGACAUAUUCCCAGUUCUUUCGGUUGAUUUCUGAUAUUCGAUCCUUGAUGGAACACUGUACUAAUAGAAAAAUUCAGGCGAGUUCUUGGAUAGUAUGUCAUUAGACGUCGCGAUAAAAUCGAGAAUGAUCAUAAGGCCGUCCGUAGUGCUUGCGAGAAUCACAAGCAGCCCUCGUAGUUGCUCUAUUUUAUUAGUCGCAAUACGUGAUAGACGGAAUAAAGCGAUCUAUAUACGCUACAGUUCAUUGUCAUAAUUAAUAAUUUCGCUAAAUUGUCACUCUACUUUGGAAAUAUUAUAGAUUAGUCGAUAUGCGUCUCAAAAUAUAUUUACAAAAACAAUUAACACAUUUCACGCCGAACUGAUUUUAGUGACUUUUCACCACGUGAGUCGCUCGACAUUAUCGAGAUUAAUAGUUUCUGAUAGUUUGCUUAUAAUACUUUGCAUCGUGUAUAGAUCGCUUGUUUGUACUUUGCGUGACGCCGAAGUCAAAGAUGUUUGUAACAUUUACCGAGGCUGUGGGUCGUUUUAGCAUUUAUGAGAUGAGAGAAAGUAAGAGUGAGAGAGAGAGAAAGAGAGAGCGAGAGAGAGAGAGAGAGAGAAUGAGAGUGAGAAUGAGAGUGAGAAAGGAGAGAGCAUGUUAGAAUUGUACGUAGGUAGAGUAUUAAGAAUAGGAAGUCCAAGUCGUUUUGACUUCGGUGUGUCUUUCUUCGUCGUUAAUCUGUAUAAUUCAAACACCUAUUUUCCUUCUUCCCUAACAGAUAUUUCAUCUUAUUCUCCUUUUCGCUCCAUUUAUUCUCCUUCUUGGAUUUGCUUAUUUUCUGUUUUGUCGAUUCGACAAACUUUUCGCGCAUGCUGUGUUCUCUUAGUCAAGAAUCAGUAUGAAUGUUGGUGAGUACUAUAAGAAUUAUGUGAUAAAAAUUUAUAGAAUUGAAUUGAAUUGAAUUGAUUGCUGUUAUUCUCUAAAUUACCUCGGCCAUAUCCUGAAUCUUGUUUGUCUCGCUACGUGGCUAUGUGCUUCAAGUUCAAUAUGGCAGGAUGUGAUCUUGUGGAAAGAUUUUGAAACGAUCAUGUAGAGCGAAAAUGAUUUCUAGCAUUUUUUAAGAAUUAUUUUAUUCGAUUAUUUAAUUAAAAUUUCUUGAUUUUAAUAUCCCCGUUAUUUUUCCAUUUCUUACAGUGCUCACUACGGAUAUCGAAUCUUAAUCGAUUGUACGUAUAUUGAUUAUUUCGGUGAAGAGAAACACAUGUGUUUCAGUGUCAAGUUGGGAUUCGGAAACAAAUUCAAUUUCUUUUACGUAAUAUCUAGAAAAAUUUAUUUCCGUUAGGUUAACGCAGCAAAACGCAUGACAAGUAGAUGAAUGUUAUCAAUCUGACAGAAUUGAUUCACGCAGAAGCGGAUGAGCUCUUGUUUCGAAAUCCCGACGAAUCGAUCCGUGUAAAGUAUACCGACGAUUUUCCGUACGAGAUGUAAGUUAGCGGUAAAAGUGCCUACAUAUAUCGAUUCAUGAAUUCUACUUAUGUGAUUUUCUCGUAUGUACCCAAAAAGGUGUUUCAUUAUUUUUUUCUUUCUCGCGAAUAAUAAUCCUGUGUUAUUUUUGAUCACGAGAGGAUUGAGUCUGCUCGACGCCCCGCCAAAGAAAAAUGGGCCUCAGCAACUAAAGACUGACCAAGACCUGCAUUACACUAAAAAUUCUUGUAAGAGAUCACUUGCAUUAAAUAUAUUUGUACAUACCAUGUCUAUAGUUUAACAGAGAAUUUAUGCGGAAUAAAUGAUAUUUACCAUA
This is a messenger RNA of Nylanderia fulva, 4445 nucleotides long. It is a transcript of the gene cwo, whose product is annotated as transcription factor cwo. Gene Ontology annotation, molecular function: protein dimerization activity; DNA binding. Lineage: Eukaryota; Metazoa; Arthropoda; Insecta; Hymenoptera; Formicidae. The record is from RefSeq and is a predicted model, not a curated record. Gene Ontology annotation, biological process: regulation of DNA-templated transcription.